Messenger RNA from Ctenopharyngodon idella (grass carp), 1666 nucleotides. RefSeq names its product histone H2B. Gene Ontology annotation, cellular component: nucleosome. NCBI's taxonomy places the organism in Eukaryota, Metazoa, Chordata, Actinopteri, Cypriniformes, Xenocyprididae. The record is from RefSeq and is a predicted model, not a curated record. Gene Ontology annotation, molecular function: DNA binding; structural constituent of chromatin; protein heterodimerization activity. The coding region runs from base 780 to 1154 and encodes 124 amino acids. The transcript has a single exon.
CAAUGAAAAUUUUUUUUUUUUUUUUUUUUUUUUUUAAAGAUCAAAAAAUAAGCGUCACUAACGAGUUUAUAAACAACGUACAGUGUGUAUGGGAACUAUCAGUACCUUUCCUUUCCGUUUUCAUUAAACGACAAAUGAUUCCUAUCUAUAAGUGGAAUACUAAGACCUUUUGUGUUACACGAUGUUUAGCGAUGUAAUGAACUUUAAAUAUUGUAUUUCACAAAAUAAUAAAAAAAGGCAAUUUAGAUCAGAAGGGACCAAAGUUAACAUAAGUGAAAAUAAAGCAAACAUUAAUGAAGAUGAUAUUUAGUUCACCCAAAUGGUUUUAUAUUUAUUAUCCCUGUGGUUAAAUGGUUCAACAGUUUUGUGAAUGAGGCUCCGAUCAAAAACUGCUUUUAAAGGGUGUCUGACUGUUAAUGGUCUUUUUCCUUCAAAACUCCCUCAAGGGUUUCAAACUUAUAAGAUGGUUCACAAUAGUUGUCUAGAACCGCUUAUUUUCUCAAACUAAUAAUAAAAGAGCGGGAAACGAAACAAAGGAAACAGUCAUGGUGUAGUUCAAACAUUGAGCGGUUGGCGGCGGCGCAUGUGAUUGGCCCUCAUUCCGCUCGUGAUGCUUUGAGUUGUCCAAUGAAAUACGAGUUCAUGGGUUUGGCCUAUUAAAAGAGGCAAUCAGGUAGUUCCCGUAUCUCUUUGAAAAUUAGCAUAGGGCAGUAUAAUAAAUACCUCUGUAUUGCUCCUGAGUUUACGUUGUUUCGUACAGAUUGUGAACAAGCAGUAUCAUGCCGGAACCAGCGAAGUCCGCGCCUAAGAAGGGCUCCAAGAAGGCCGUCACGAAAACCGCCGGUAAGGGAGGAAAGAAGCGCAAGAGGUCCAGGAAGGAGAGUUACGCUAUCUACGUCUACAAAGUCCUGAAGCAGGUUCAUCCUGACACCGGUAUCUCUUCCAAGGCGAUGGGCAUCAUGAACUCUUUCGUCAACGACAUCUUCGAGCGCAUCGCCGGUGAGUCGUCUCGUCUUGCUCACUACAACAAGCGCUCCACCAUCACUUCUAGAGAGAUCCAGACCGCCGUGCGUCUGCUGCUGCCCGGAGAGCUGGCCAAACACGCCGUGUCCGAGGGCACCAAAGCAGUGACUAAAUACACCAGCUCCAAGUGAGGUGUGAUGUGACUUUAACCACCACAAAGGCUCUUUUAAGAGCCACCCAUUUUCUCAGAUAAAGAGCUUUCAGUGUUUCAAAUGCAGCAUGUCUUAUGAGAAAUUUCAGUAAAAGUGUUGGAUUCCAUAAUUUCAUUUUGGUGGUACUCAAGGACCGGUUUGAGGACUGCUGCAAUAAGUAGGCUAACAUACAAAAAUACAAUAAUGUACAUAUGUUGAUGUGUUUAUUCUUGAUGUGAGUUUCUAAUGGUUUACCAAUAGUUUAGUGACUUGAACAAAAACUUCUGAAGUAAGCUAUAUGCAGGAUAAAAGUAUUUGACAAUCACAGACCGCAAAUGACAGCUGGCCCAGAUGACUUAAACAAUGACUGAAAUUUGGGCUAAAUAUGGCUCGCAUGUACAGGUGCUGGUCAUAUAAUUAGAAUAUCAUCAAAAAGUUGAUUUAUUUCACUAAUUCCAUUAAAAAAGUGAAACUUGUAUAUCGUAUUCAUUCAUUACACACAGACUGAUAUA